This is a messenger RNA of Ilex paraguariensis (yerba mate), 2676 nucleotides long. NCBI's taxonomy places the organism in Eukaryota, Viridiplantae, Streptophyta, Magnoliopsida, Aquifoliales, Aquifoliaceae. The record is from the annotation of a GenBank genome assembly.
AUGGCGAUCUCCUAAUACGUCCAGAAGACGGGUCUUAAAUUACUUCUAUUUGGAUCUAAUUUAAUCUCUCCACUCCAAAAUCAAAUGACUGAUUUUCUAUAUAGAGAAAUAGAAAAUGUUGUUUGAUCAACGUAAUUGACACGCCUUGUACGAUUCAACCCCUUUUAACCUCUCCCUUUGGCGGACUCUUCUUCUUUAACUUCGUAAUCUCAGCUGAAAACCCAUCUAUAAUUACCUUGAAAAAGUGUUGUUUAAGUUUGAUCGUCAAUAUCUAGGAUCUGCUACUUAUCAAUUUUGUCAAAGAUUUGUUUUUUGUUGUUUAAGUUUGUGAGUUCUGGGUUGUAGAUUAGCGGGUUUUUUGUGAAGGGCAGUAUACUUGGUUUCCUGGUCUGUGGUAUUCAAGGAAGGUGAGAGAGAAGAUGAGGGAAAAGCUUGGGUUUUUAGUUUGUGUUUGGUUUCUUCUAUAUGGAUCUUGUUUGGGAAGGUUCGUGGUGGAGAAGAAUAGCUUGAAGGUGACUUCACCGGACUCGUUGAAAGAUGUUUACGAAUGUGCAAUUGGGAAUUUUGGGGUUCCUCAGUAUGGUGGGACGAUGGUUGGCACUCUGGUUUAUCCAAAAUCCAAUCAAAAGGCAUGUAAGAGCUUUGAUGAUGCCGAUAUCUCCUUCAAAUCCAAGCCUGGUGGCAUGCCCAUCUUCCUUCUUAUGGAUCGUGGGGAUUGUUACUUCACCUUGAAGGCAUGGAAUGCACAGAAUGCUGGAGCAGCAGCUAUUCUGGUUGCUGAUGACAGAGUUGAGGCUUUGAUAACCAUGGACACCCCAGAGGAGGAGGAUGAAAAGGCAGAUUAUCUGCAAAACAUAACCAUCCCCUCAGCACUCAUUAGCAAAGCUCUCGGGGAUAAUAUCAAGAGAGCUCUGUCUAAAGGUGAUUUGGUAAACAUAAAUCUUGACUGGAGGGAGUCUCUUCCGCAUCCUGAUGAGCGGGUUGAGUUCGAGUUCUGGACAAAUAGUAAUGAUGAAUGUGGGCCCAAGUGCGACAGCCAGAUAGAGUUUGUAAAGAAUUUUAAAGGAGCAGCCCAGAUACUUGAGCAGAAAGGGUACACUCAGUUCACCCCACAUUAUAUAACCUGGUACUGCCCAGAGGCUUUUAUUUUGAGCAACCAGUGCAAGUCUCAGUGCAUUAACCAUGGGAGGUACUGCGCUCCGGAUCCUGAGCAGGACUUCACUAAAGGAUACGAUGGGAAGGACGUCGUUGUGCAAAAUCUACGCCAGGCUUGCUUCUUUAAGGUGGCCAACGAAAGUGGAAAGCCAUGGCUCUGGUGGGACUAUGUGACAGACUUUGCAAUCCGUUGCCCUAUGAAAGAGAAGAAGUACACCAAAGAAUGUGCAGAUCAAGUUAUCGAAUCGCUUGGUAUUGAUCUCAAGCAGAUCGACAAAUGUAUCGGAGAUCCCCAGGCAGAUGUAGACAAUCCUGUUCUUAAGGCUGAACAGGAAGCACAGAUCGGCAAAGGCUCCCGUGGAGAUGUGACCAUCUUGCCAACUCUUGUCGUAAACAACAGACAGUAUAGAGGCAAACUGGGCAAAGGAGCAGUUCUCAAGGCCAUCUGCUCAGGAUUCGAGGAGACUACAGAGCCAGCCCUUUGUUUAACUGAAGGCAUAGAAACAAAUGAGUGCUUAGAGAACAAUGGGGGAUGCUGGCAGGAUAAGGCUGCCAAUAUUACUGCAUGCAGGGAUACAUUCCGUGGGAGACUGUGUGAAUGCCCAGUCGUGCAGGGAGUACAGUUUGUUGGUGAUGGUUAUACUCACUGUGCAGCUACUGGAGCAUUACGGUGUGAAAUAAAUAAUGGAGGCUGCUGGAAAGGAUCCAAGGAUGGGAGGACCUACUCUGCUUGCAUAGAUGACCACACGAAAGAUUGCAAGUGUCCUCCAGGAUUCCGUGGUGAUGGCGUAAAAACUUGUGAUGAUAUUGAUGAAUGCAAAGAAAAGCUGGCUUGCAAUUGUAAUGAGUGCAGAUGCAAGAAUACCUGGGGUAGUCAUGAGUGCAAAUGCAGUGGCAAUUUAUUAUACAUGCAAGAGCAUGACACGUGUAUAAGUAAAGAUGUUAAUACACGGUUCAGCUGGGGGUUUUUCUGGGUUAUCAUUCUCGGUUUGGCUGCUGCAGGAAUUGUGGGAUAUGCAAUGUACAAGUACAGGAUCAGGAGAUACAUGGAUUCAGAGAUUCGGGCAAUCAUGGCACAGUAUAUGCCAUUGGAUAAUCAAGGAGAGGUACCUAGCCACAUUCCUCAUGGAAACGUUUGACCAAUCCAUGGAUUGGAAGAGACAGUCUCCCGCCUGCUUGGGAUCUCUGCUACUACGUUAAUUAAAUUCAAGUAGGGGAUGUAAUGUAAUGUAAUGUGUUCUCUCGACCUGAUGCAAGUUGCUUAGUUCAGUUGGCAUUUCCCAUUGGUUUGGUUAUUCACGCCGAAAUGUUGAAUCUCAUUUAUGUAUACUAAGGUAAAAUAAUGCGCAUAAACUCCCAACUAUCGAGGGAAAUUUUCUUGGAUGGCACUCGCAUUUGCGUGAUGUUUUUUUCGUUCCGGCGCUUUUGGACAUGUUAACAAUGAACUCUGUUUUUCCUGUUGGAAAUGAACAUUGUGUUGGCCGUCAGGGAUUUAAAACAAAAAAACAGCACACUAAUCAG